UGGGAAUUCAACUGGUCGCCAACAACACUGCCACAGGACGAGCGCCAUGCACGGCCCGACGACUCUCCUCACGACUGCAGGCAUGGGCUCUGUGCCGUCGAAGCCGCUGCGCGCACUGACGUACAACGUCCCGUCCACUGUGAUUUUGCUCGACUGGGAUGACACGUUGUUCCCGAACACGUACCUGUCAAAGCAGCGGUAUUCCCUCGACACCGUCGACGAACCCCUCUCGGCCCAAGAUCAAAAGCUCAUGGAGUUGCUGAUGCAGCAUGUUGCCUCAUUCCUCAAAUCUUGCGUCGAUUCUAACCGCACGGUCAUGAUUGUCACCAACGGUGAGGCCGACUGGGUCGAGCGCUCGUGCAAACGCUUCAUGCUGGCGAUCUACCCUCUGGUCGCGUCAUUUCGCAUUGUGUCCGCUCGAGCCAUGUAUGAAAGCUCCCACCCCGUUGAAGAAUGGAAGGUUGCGUGUUUCACUUCGGAGCUCACAAAGCAUUUCUUUGGUGACAUGUCGGGUCGCAAGCGCCACAUUGUGUCGAUUGGCGACUCGCACUACGAACGGCAAGCUGUUCAGCGUAUGUCGGCUUUCCUGCCACUCGCCAAGACCAAAUCGGUCAAGUUUAUCGACCUCCCAUCCAUUCCAGACAUGGUGCGCCAACUCAUGCUGGUGUCAACGUAUUUAUCUCAUCUGUGCACACACCCUGACCACCUCGACCUCAUUCUGUCGCGCGAAGUACUGCGUGGCAUUGCUAUCUAACCCAGCAUUGACCAAGUAAUAUUUAUUGAACAUUCAACCCUUCAUCCGUCCCCACCACAGUGUCGCGAGCGAUGGCGUCCUGUCGACGCUGCAAUUCCACAGAAAAAACCUACGUAGCCACAAGCGCAUGACCACGAUGGAUUGAUCACGACGAUGCAGACGCCUCGUCACCUCGCACGUGUCGAAGAACUCUUGGUUGUUUGCCAGGCCGAGCGCUUCAAACGUGGCCGGCUGAGUGUCCUUGAUCCCUACAAAUCCACCUCAUCCCACGCGAUCAUCGUCAUGACAUGCCACAGUACCAUGCAUGGUCUGCAGGAAAAUCGCAAUCUCGUCGAUACUGUCUAUUCGGCUGUAGUAGUCCUUGUCCUCGUCCUCGUCGACGUCGUCGUUGCCCUGCGCCAUGCAUCAACAUCAUGUUUCAGUGUUGCGAUCCGCACCUUCAAGUCAUGCAGGACAUGUGUGUAGUCGUCGUCGUGCAAGAUCAAGUCGGCAUCUUCAUCCGAAUCGUACCCUCCCUUGUGAAUCAACGCCUUGAGCGACUUGUCAAUUGGUGGCAAUGUCCCGUCGUUCCCUCCAUGAGCCGCCGCCGCCGCCUCCUCGCGCGCAGCCUGCUGUUGUGACCGUGCUACAAUGCGAUGCAGCAUUUGGACCGAUUGGACCACAAGCAUUUUCAGCGCCUCCUACACAAACAUUCCUCAAAUUGGGCGCGGGAAAACCCAUUUUUGAAUUUGCCGGGUGGGACUCAAGUGCGCAAAUUACCUGGACUGGAAGAGGCAACUCGGCAGCGGGACGACCAAAUAGUGCCAUGAUUCCAAGAACGUAUAUCUUUUGUUCGGUCAGUGUGGUGCGCAGUUCCGCGUUCUUCUCAAGAGCUUUCACGACGGGCUCCAGCACCUUCAUCUUUUCGAGUGCGGUGAGCGUCAACGCUGCGUUGCUUCGCAUGGCUGCCAACACGGCCGAGAGAAGCUGUGUCAGCAUUCGGGGCUCGUUCGUGGGGGUGCGGCUCAUGCGAAAGCAGAUCAGUUGCAGCGCAGCAGGGAUAAACACAUCGACACCGUCGCAGUUGUGGAAGAUGCAUUCGAUGAUUGCACACGCGCCCCACACCUCUUCGUCGUCCACAUGUUCCUUGUGCAGAAUUCUGCGCACCAUGUUGUACACGAGCUCAAGAUAGCGAAUGCGCUUGGUGGUGCCGUUGGGCAAGUUGACCUGAAACACCGCCGAGACGAACCCGACUGCAUCUCGACCGAUCAACGAGUACAGAACCACGACAAGUUGAUGCAUGUAUUCGGAACCCCACAAAUCGGCGCCGCGGAACAAUGUUGGAAACAACGCCCACACCUUGGGGUGGAUCCCUGCGCUGUAGUACGCAAUUGACUUGACAAUAUCGAGUGCCGACUCGACAAAGUCCAUGUAGGCAUCCGUGCUCAAGAUCAAAUGGAGCGUUGGCAACAGCGCAUCGAUCAGUGGCUCAAACAGCUCGGACUGACUGUAAAUGCUCAUGAGUAUCGUGUUGAUCGUGUCGAGGCACGACGCCGCCGUGAAGCACGCGUCCUCGUCGUCUUCAUCCUUGUCCAAGCAUUGCUUAAAGCGCUGCGUGAGUCGGACGACCAAUUGGACAGCGUACGGCCCCACUUCAUCGCAAAACGAAUCGAUCAACUGAUCCAGCGCCAGCACGACUUCGUCCCCGAACCCCAUGUCGUCCAUAAUGACAAAGAACUGGUCAAGAACCUGGGGAAGCAGCGGGCGAAGGGUAUCCUGCACCACCGUCGAAUGAUUGUACAUGACGACGUGGCGAAAGCUCUUUGCAGCUUCAAUGCGCACGGGCAACUCUGGGUCCUGAAGACACCGCAGCAGGUAGUUCACAACGUGCGACAUGGUUGAAUCGGCAAACACGAGUUUCGUCAUGUAGUUCCGAGACAACAUCUUGACGGCGCGCAACCGCAUGUACCCACGGGGAUUUUCAAACGCUGGGAGAACAUGCGACAAAAUGACCGACUCCAUUUGUGCUUGAUGCGGCGGCGACAGUGUCAAGAACGAGUCCAGUGCACACAACGCGUGCAACGCCGCUUCCUUUUGGAUCCACUGGCCUUCAUUUGCUGGAGUUGGGACGAGCAAGUCAUUGUAGAAAGACAAGACUUUCACGACGCAGUCCUUGCCACGCUUUGUGCAGAGUUCCACAAGAAGACCCUCGGCGGCAAACACUGGGUUCAAGUACUCGCCAAGGACAUCGCUGCAUUGGCGAAUGUACUCGUGCGGAUCGUUGUGAAAUAAAUCCAAGUCGGCCUCCGUCAAGCAAAAGAGCGGGUGGACCACCUUGAACAAUACAAAGUCUAAGUGUGGCUGGAGCUGCUUGUACGCCAUGGCCGACAUGAUGGCUUCUUGAAGGUACAUGAUGCUGAGCUGAACAAUGCGAUCGGGGCAAUAUCGCCCCGAUGGCCGCAGGCUCAGCGUUUCCAACACAGCCACAAGUAGAUGCGGUGCAACUUGCCCACGGAAAAACCCGCUCAGCUCCGGCGUCGAAUUGCUGUGCUUGGGGUUGCCGUAGACAUUGUAGAAGCGACAGAAGACCUGGAGCGUCCACUUUUUUGCUUUCCACCACGGGUUUCGUCGAGUUUCGUCGUCGUUGGCGUUGCCAUCGCCGUCCACAUGCAUUGGCUCAGGCAACGCCUUGGUUAGCACUGCCUUGAACAGUUCGAGCCACGACCCAAUUUCUUCGAGCGUCAUGUGCGGAGGCAGCGAGCACUGAACGCUCGACCAGAACGUUUUCACGAUCAAGUGCACCAUGUGGCCAGCGUCGUCGGAUAUAUUCCUGUUCAAAACGUCAGCAUUUCGCGAAGCAUUGGAAACGUCACGACCACAAUUGAGUUCAGUGUGUCGCGUUGCUAUGGGACCGCUGUUCACCACAAGUCAAACGCAUGCUCUUACGUACAUGCGACGGUUUGUACUCGUACAAUUUCACCAGUUUACGUAGAGCCAAGAGAGCCUACAAGAGUCGUGAAUGUCUUGCAUCCAAACAGCGGCGACAAACAUUGAUGAUGCGAUGCGCGUGGCUCGAUUGGAUCGCAGCGCAAAUAUUGUCCACCAGCAGCGGCCAUUGAUUCUACAAACGACGCGUGAAGAUGAUGCAAGUGGGAAAAGUAACAAAUCGCACUGGAAAAUCGUGACGCGCGAUGAGGCUCACACAUUCAACAAGUAGCGCUCGGAUCGACUUGUCUUGGGCUGUGAGCAGACCCUCCAAUAUAUAUUUGCGGUACUCGUCCUUGUCUGCGUCGGGAAAUGCCGAUGCCCCAUGUUUCGCGCCGCCGUGGCCGUCGCUGCAGUUGCUACCACAUUCCACUGCGCCCCAAUGACGGUGAACAAUAUUCUUGAGCGAAAUCGCUGCGGCUUGGCGAAUUUCGCGCUGGACCUCGUCGCUCGAGAGAAGCUGGACGAGCAGCACGAUGGAUCCUCUCGCCAAGUGAAGCUUGUUGACAGCUUCCUCAGCCGCACUUCGCGCGCUCGCGUCUGUGCUGAACGUGUGAAGAAGAAUGCUGUGCAACGUCUGGACUUCUAUCUCCAUCUUUGCCCCAGUUUGCUUCGUGUUCGGCGCUGCGUGUCGAAAUGAACAGGGUGAACUUGGCCCAAAGUCCGUACAUCCGGAUCCG
Aphanomyces invadans is the source of this 4398-nucleotide messenger RNA. RefSeq lists its product as hypothetical. Lineage: Eukaryota; Oomycota; Saprolegniomycetes; Saprolegniales; Verrucalvaceae. The record is from RefSeq and is a predicted model, not a curated record. The coding region runs from base 47 to 754 and encodes 235 amino acids. The transcript is spliced from 2 exons.